AUGCCAAUACCGCAAUCUGACACUGCCAGCGGCCUGCGGGACGACUCGAACGUUGACGGUCCUCAAAGAUCAUCGGAUCCUAAAACUCCCGAGAAGCGCCAAUUCCAUAAAUCCAAAGGCUACCAUAGACCAGAACACCAUAAACAUCGUGAUGGCCACCAUCAGCAGCGUCGUCCUUCCAUUUCGUCAAUUCUCGAUGAAGUCGGAUCCUUCUCGGAACAGGACGAUAGACUAAGUUUCGAGACGCACAGGGCUGAUGAAGCAAUUUCUCGGGCAGAAUACGCAGAAACACGUCUGAAGGAUGCCUUCGAAAGAUUGACAGAAGCUGAAGAGGCCCGGUCACAGUCGGAAAUUCAUUCCAUCAAAGUAGAGGAAGAUCUGCACAGGUAUAGAGAGCAGGUAACACGAGUGCAACAAGAAUUGAGAGACGCUCGUAUUCAGAUCGAAAGCCUACAGCAGGAGAAAUCAGCUUCAGAGAGGGAAGUAGAGAAAAUCAGAGUAGCUAAUCUUGAGCUUCAGAGUAAAUUCCGGAGCUACCAAGCUAAAGAGCAAGGAAGGGAGGAGGGUUUGAAAAGUGGUGUGUUGAAGCAGUUUCAUGAAAAUCGGCAAUAUAUAUGGGAAGCAGGAUUCUCUGAUGGCUUUGAAGAGGGAAGAGAGGCUGGGUUCAAGGAAGGGAACAGAAAAGGUAGAAAGGAAGGCGUGCGUGAAGGUCGAGAACAAGGCCGCAGAGAAGAGCGGAGGAACGCGCUGGAAGCGUUUGACAGAUUCAUUAGGGAAGAGAGGGAAGGAGAAGACGAUAGAGAGCGAACUCGCAGAUGGACAGAGUCCGUUUAUUACACAGAUAGCCAUUGA
Lentinula edodes (shiitake mushroom) is the source of this 852-nucleotide messenger RNA. RefSeq lists its product as uncharacterized. NCBI's taxonomy places the organism in Eukaryota, Fungi, Basidiomycota, Agaricomycetes, Agaricales, Omphalotaceae. The transcript is spliced from 3 exons. The coding region runs from base 1 to 852 and encodes 283 amino acids. The record is from RefSeq and is a predicted model, not a curated record.